Messenger RNA from Acanthoscelides obtectus, 469 nucleotides. The record is from the annotation of a GenBank genome assembly. Lineage: Eukaryota; Metazoa; Arthropoda; Insecta; Coleoptera; Chrysomelidae.
AUAACAUCUUUAUUAUCAGGUUCUCUAGAUUUUUCCUAUUGGACCUCUCUAUAAAGAAGUUUAUUUCGUUCUCCAUUUGUUUGAAGUAGGAGAAUUUAAGUACUUCUUUCACUGAUUCCAUGCUUGUAGGUUGUGCUUCUUCUAAGUUUUCUUUGUCCCAAUUCUCCCAGAGGUCUUCAUCCAGGUUAUCACCUAUUUCUACGAUUCUCCUACCAUCCCUGUACUUUGCUUGUACCACUUUGUACCUUUUGUUUCUAGUGUAUGAUUAUCUUUUCAUUAUAUCAGCCAUAAAAGGUUCACCAGAUGAAUUGUUUUCAGCAGACCAGAUGCACACUCAGUUUCUGGUAUUUCCUUGCAUGCAAGAGACCUCUUUCCUUGUUUUUUCACACUUGAUGUAAUUGCUCAAGAUGUGUAGUUCAAAGUCAUCACCUAAAUCUAUACUACCAUUAUUUUCUUCUGUAUUCAAGUG